UCUCGCUCUCUCUCUUUCUCUCUCAAAAUCUUUCUUGAAGUGAAAUUGGGUAGCAGAACCUAUAUGUUUUGGGUUUUAUUUAUUUAUUAAGGCAAACACAUAUUGUUAUUCCUAUCAUGAAAUAAUAUUAUAUUUGUGAGAGAGCUUUUUCAUUGUUAUUAUGGUAGAUUUGUAAGAAAGGAGCUUCCUUCACGGUUUGGAACAGGGGGCGGGGCUAUGAGGAAACAACGCCGGGUUUUUCAGACUAGACUCGGCUAUAAAAGUUGUUAGAACAUUGAGAGAAGGAAUCGGUCAUCCACGAGACCACGGACUUGGAGAUGACCUAAAGCUGCUAAAACAGAAAGGAAUGGGAAAUUCAGUAUGUAAUCCAGAUUGCCCAGCUCUUCCUCGUGAUGCUAUUGAGGAAAUUCUUUAUAACCUGCCUGGCCAGCAGGUGAUUCUUGUGUGCCGCCUGGUGUGUACUGAGUGGAAGUCGGUGGUGGACAGCACUGCAUUUUGGAGAGAGCGAUGCCGUAGGGAAGGAUUCAAGCCUCUCAAUACCCAUAAAGUCCCAAGAGAUUGGCAGGAGUAUUAUUUUCUAUGUAAGAAGCGACGGAAUCUGUUGAAGAAUCCCAAUGCAGAAGAUGGCUUCACUGGCUGGAACAUCAUAGAAAAUGGAGGUGAUAAAUGGGUUGUAGAGAAUAUGUUCUCACCUCACCCAGAUGAGACUGUAACAAAAUGCUUUGUUACCUCUUAUUUGCAGUGCAUAAAGAGUCAGCUGAUCGACCUUGAGAAAGAAGGGUACAAUCCUGCGUUUAUGGAUGAAAUUCAGCCAGACAUUGUGAUAUCAGAUUGGUAUGCUCCACGGUGGGACUGUGGCAGUGUAUAUGAAAUUCGUGUCGAGUUACUCAAUCGCAAGAAGAAGACUGUCCAGUUCUUUCAACCAGAUCCAGUGGAAUUUCCACAAUGGAAUGAUCAGCAAUGGGAACAAAUGACAUACACCUUUAAGGACUACGGACCUGGUGUUCGAUUUAUCCAUUUUAAACACGGAGGGAGGGACACACAGUUCUGGGCUGGACAUUAUGGAAUAAGGGUUACUAACAGUAGUGUGGAAAUCUGCCCAUCAGCCUAAAAUAGCCAUUUUUAUACACCUAUGGGAAAUGGAAGACAAUAUUUUCAAGUCUUAUGUAAAAUAGUGUAAUAUAUUAUUAUUAAUGUUCUUGUGCAAGAUGACAUCGAUUAAUGUUGUUGAUGUUGAUCUUGAGCUGCUAUGAUAUUUAAGGUGCCUAUUUAACACAUUGUUACAUUACUUUACUGUUGUCUUUGUAUAUUAAAUCUUUAUUUUUAAAUUUGUCUAUGAUGCUCGAGACCAUUCUUACAUUUAAUUGUGAAAGGGGCUCAAUGACUUUUUCUGACGUCUCAGGAUCUUCACUGACAUACAGCAAAUGUUGAUAUGUGCAUCAUAUUAAAACAUUCAAACAUCAGACCUCUAACUGGUGCCUUUAACCAAACUUUCUUCCUUCACUUUUGUAGUUUCAUUUUUGCUUAAUAAAUAUAUAUAUAUAUUCUCA
Hemibagrus wyckioides is the source of this 1550-nucleotide messenger RNA. RefSeq names its product F-box only protein 6-like. Bases 347 to 1111 code for a protein of 254 amino acids. The record is from RefSeq and is a predicted model, not a curated record. The transcript is spliced from 7 exons. Gene Ontology annotation, molecular function: ubiquitin protein ligase activity; protein binding. Gene Ontology annotation, biological process: SCF-dependent proteasomal ubiquitin-dependent protein catabolic process; glycoprotein catabolic process. Gene Ontology annotation, cellular component: SCF ubiquitin ligase complex; cytoplasm. Lineage: Eukaryota; Metazoa; Chordata; Actinopteri; Siluriformes; Bagridae.